CAUAGGCAAUCAUACCUAACUUUUAUAGAAAUCGAAACUGGAACCAUUGUGCCCAUAGAGAAAAAUAUCCAUCCAUCCAUGGCGGAUCUCGUCGCCGCUGUCAAGAUUUUUAUUUAGUUUUUGCAUCAAAUAUGAAGCUCCUUCAAUGAUUUUAAGUGGGUUUAUAGCGUGGAAGUGAUCGUGUGGCGGCGCGGUCUCGGUGAUACGUCUCGUUGGUCGCUAGCACCAUGUUCAGUGGCACGGUGCGAGUUAAAGUAUGUGAGGCGACGGGUCUUCGGCCAACCGACUUUCAGAAACGGCUCAAUAUGGCCUUUGGAAAGCCAGACGAUCAGCCGAUAGACCCUUACGUCUCGAUAGAUGCCGACGAGCACCACCUGGACCGUUCCAGCACCAAAGCAAAAACAUUCGAUCCUGUCUGGAACGAGACAUUUUCACACGACGUUCACAAUGUUUCCAGUUUGGGGAUCACAGUAUUUCAUGAUGCGGCUAUCCCUCCUGAUGACUUUGUUGCAAAUUGUACAAUAUCUUUUGAGGAUCUGAUGCUGCGAGAUAAGGAUGCCACAGACUUUUGGGUGGACCUAGAGCCGCAGGGGAAACUGCAUCUGAAAAUAGAUCUGAAAUGGCAUUCUCAAGGUUCUGGCGAGGGCGGCGGCGGGGGCGGCGGGGGGACGCGCGGAGUGCGCGGGGGGCGCGGCGCUCCCCGGGAGUUCAAGGAGGGGGCGGGGUUCGCCCGGCGUCGCGGGGCCAUGCGUCGCCGCGUGCACCAGGUCAACGGACACAAGUUCAUGGCCACCUUCCUUCGACAACCCACGUUCUGCAGCCUCUGUCGCGAGUUCAUAUGGGGCAUCGGCAAGCAAGGAUAUCAGUGUCAAGUUUGCACCUGCGUGCUGCAUAAGCGAUGUCAUUCCCUCAUCGUCACGAAGUGUCCCGGCAUGAAAGAGGAGGCGGGCGCGGGCGCGGUGGGGCAGGGCUUCAGCGUGAACGUGCCGCAUCGCUUCGUGGUGCACUCCUACAAGCGGUUCACCUUCUGCGACCACUGCGGCUCGCUGCUCUACGGACUCAUCAAGCAGGGACUGCAGUGCGAAGCGUGUUCAAUGAACGUCCACAAGCGGUGCCAGAAGAACGUGGCCAACAACUGCGGGACCAACACCAAGGCCAUGGCGGCUCUGCUCAACGAGAUGGGGAUAUCGCCCGACAAGAACCCCAGACCGAAGACCUUUAAGUAUCUCAACCCCGCCCUGCUCGAAGGAUCCUCGGAGCUGUCGUCGUCCGGGGACUCCGAGUCGAAGGACGCAGGGGACAAACAAGACGAUAAAGUAGAUGUGCGCGACAAGGAGGGCACGUGGCGCCCCCCCUGGCACGACAUGCAGCUGUUUGUUACUGCAGAAGGGGACACAGAAUGCGGAGGGUUAAAGAAGCCAUGUCUCGAGGACUUCACGUUCAUCAAGGUCCUCGGGAAAGGAUCUUUCGGGAAAGUGAUGUUGGCCGAAAGGCGCGGCACGGAGGAGGUGUUCGCCGUGAAGGUCCUGAAGAAGGACGCCAUCCUGCAGGACGACGACGCGGAGUGCACGCUCGCCGAGAGACGCGUGCUGGCCCUGGCGGCCGCGCAUCCCUUCCUCACGGCGCUGCACUGUGCCUUCCAGACCAGGGACCGUCUGUUCUUUGUCAUGGAGUACGUGGACGGGGGGGACUUGAUGUUUCAGAUCCAGCGAGCGCGCAAGUUCGACGAGCCUCGCGCCAGGUUCUACGCGGCGGAAGUCACCUUGGCGCUGGAGUUCCUGCACGAGCACGGCGUCAUCUACCGCGACCUCAAGCUCGACAACAUCCUGCUCGACUCCGAGGGACACUGCAAGCUCGCCGACUUCGGCAUGUGCAAGGAGGGCAUCAUCGACGGCGUGACCACCACCACGUUCUGCGGGACCCCGGACUACAUCGCGCCAGAGAUCCUGCAGGAGCAGGAGUACGGCUGCAGCGUGGACUGGUGGGCGCUGGGCGUGCUGCUGUACGAGAUGCUGGCGGGACAGCCGCCCUUCGAGGCCGACAACGAGGACGACCUGUUCGAGUCCAUCCUGCACGACGACGUGCUCUACCCCGUGUGGCUCUCGCGCGACGCCGUCUCCAUACUCAAAGGGUUCAUGACGAAGGCGCCGAGCCGGCGGCUGGGCGUGUGCGGCGGCGCGGCGGGCAUCAAGGCGCACGCGUUCUUCCGCGACGUGGACUGGGACGCGCUCGCCCAGAGGAAGCUGCGGCCGCCCUUCCGCCCCAAGAAGAGCAAGCGCGAGGCCGUCAACUUCGACGCGGAGUUCACCAAGGAGGAGCCCGUGCUCACGCCCGUCGCGCCGGACGUGCUGCGGACCAUCAACCAGGAGGAGUUCCGAGGAUUCUCGUUCGUGAACAAGGAUUUCAACCCCCUGCCCGCCGCCUGAACCCCUCCACACGUCUCCCCUUCCCUCUCCCUCCCCCUCCCCUCCUCCUGUCCUGUCGCCACGCGCCCAGUGCAUGCCAUCUCUCUAGUCAUAUUAACGUGCAAAGUAUUACCUUGUUUUUAUAUGAAUCGAAUUAAUGAGGCCCCCCUCCCCCCGCACACACUCGCAUCAUCGAUCUGAUCUAAAUCUCGUUUAGUUUUACCAAAUGUUAAUAUGGGUAAUCAUUUUAAAUAUAAAUUUAACCUGUCGGCCGUCGUUAAAAGGACGACUCGAAGUGAAAUCUCAUAAUAUAAUGAAAUGGAAAGGCGCGGGCGGUGCCGGCCUCGCGCCCGCUUCGUGCUGCGGUCCGCGGGCACCGCCCCCCUCCCCUCUCUCGAACCUCAAAUAUUACUGCAACUUCGUUUACAUUGUCCUUAACUAUUAAUAUUAUCCUCACCCUACUGCAUGUUAAUACAAAUGAUGUAUUUGUUAUUUUAGACGCGUCACCGUGCGAGCUGGACACGGUGCGUCGCCAAACGAUAGAUUUAUUUUUGUGAAAGGAAAGGACACUGUUGAAGUCUUAUGAUAAAUAUCUGUCCAUGAGAGAGAAAGUAUAUACACUAGCCACACUGUAGGAGUAGCGAGGCGUGUGGUCCGCAGCACGUGCUGACGACGAGCACACUCUCUAACUUGCGUCUGGAAUUAUUUCACUGGCGCUCUCUCCCGCCUGAGAGACCGCCCGUGCGGCCAAGUGUCAGGCUAAUUGAUAAAUUUUAAUGUGACCACGAGUGGACUUUGAACUAUGAUGAAAUAUGUUUGGCCAACUAUUGAUUGCUGUAAAUAUUCCGGACCGAUCGAUCAUGUCGUGUGCUUAUAACUUGGCUUACUAAAUUCACCUGCGAUUGGUGCUUUUUAUGUUACUUAAUUUAUACAUAGGAUACAUAGUUACUCCCGCGGGCACUGGUACGACGAAACUAAAUUAACUUCACACCCUUGAGGAUACUGCAUAACCCCCGCCACCCCUC
Bombyx mandarina (wild silkworm) is the source of this 3430-nucleotide messenger RNA. It is a transcript of the gene Pkc98E, whose product is annotated as Protein kinase C. Lineage: Eukaryota; Metazoa; Arthropoda; Insecta; Lepidoptera; Bombycidae. The record is from RefSeq and is a predicted model, not a curated record. Gene Ontology annotation, molecular function: ATP binding; diacylglycerol-dependent serine/threonine kinase activity. Gene Ontology annotation, biological process: protein phosphorylation.